Molecule: messenger RNA, 1777 nt
Organism: Onthophagus taurus
Lineage: Eukaryota; Metazoa; Arthropoda; Insecta; Coleoptera; Scarabaeidae
Source: RefSeq, a predicted model, not a curated record
AUAACCUCAUUAACUAACCUAAAUAAUCGCAGAUAAAAAUUUCACCUAUUUUCUAUUUUUAAAGACAUUACGUUAAGAUAAAUUGAUUAAAACGACAAAUAUAAUAUAAUUUUACUCAAAAUAACCGUUUAUCAAAAGAAUUUUUAGCUUAUCCUGAAUGAAAAUAUCCCCAAAAUCAUGGAAAAUUGGCAGGCUUUAUUAAUUUUCAUCACAAUUCGACUCCUAUCAGUAUUUUUAGUACAAACUUGGUAUGUACCGGAUGAAUAUUGGCAAUCAUUGGAAGUGGCACAUAAAUUAGUUUUCGGUUAUGGAGAAUUAACAUGGGAAUGGAAAAAUGGUUUAAGAAGUUAUAUUUAUCCUUUAAUAAUCAGUUUUAUAUAUAAAAUUUUACAGUUUUUACAUUUAGAUACAGUAUUCACUUUGACAAUAAUUCCUAGAAUUUUACAAGGAUUAUUAAGCGCAUACGCCGAUUAUAGGUUCUAUCAUUGGUCGGGAACAAAAAAAUGGGCUGUUUUUAUAAUGGGUUCAACGUAUUUUUGGUUCUAUACUAGCUCACGAACGUUAAUUAAUUCAUUCGAAACAGCUCUUACAACGAUUGCACUUUCAUAUUUUCCUUGGCCAAAUAAAACUCCACAAAAAAAACGAACUAAAGCAUCUAUUACAAGACUAGAAAGUGAUGUAUUUAUUUAUGUUGUUGCAUUUUUAUGCGCUGUGAGACCAACAGCUGCUAUUCAAUGGCUCCCUUUAUGUUUAUUUCAUUUAAAAACAUCAACAGAAACUUAUUUUCAAUUGGUUUUUAAAAAAUAUUUACCCAUUGGGUUAAUAACAUUAUUUUUAUCUUGUUUAAUUGAUUCUUGGGCUCAUGGUUCGUUCGUAAUAACCCAUUACGAAUUUUUAAAAGCAAACGUUCUAAAUAAUAUCUCAGAAUUUUAUGGAUCACACUCAUGGCAUUGGUAUUUAUCGAAUGGAUUACCCGUUUUAUUAGGAAUCAAUUUUUUCCCAUUCAUUUGGGCCGCUUUUUCUAUUGUGAAGCACCGUGAAACCGCCCCAAACGAAUUGGUUUUAUUGGGGACCAUGGUUUUUACAAUUUCCGUUUAUAGUUGGUUGCCCCAUAAAGAAUAUCGGUUUAUUUUACCGUUAUUACCGAUGGCUUUACAUAUUUUAGCGGAUUACUUAUCAAAAUGGAGUCGAAAAGCAAAUUUAUCGUUCGUGUGGAUUAUUUCAAUUAUAAUCUUGUUGGGAAAUGUAAUUCCGGGUCUUUAUUUAAGUUUAAUUCAUCAAAGAGGUACAUUGGAUGUGAUGCAACCUCUACAAGAAAUUGCAGAAAAACAACCAGAUAAAGCUAACUUUUUAUUUUUAACUCCGUGCCAUUCGACACCUUUAUACAGCCAUCUCCACGUAAACGUAACGACUCGUUACUUAAAAUGCGUCCCGAAUCUAAAUGACAUCAAAAAUUAUAAAGAUGAGGCCGAUGUUUUUUAUUCUGGACAAAAUAUAUGGAUUCGACAACAUUAUCCAGCUCAUAAACCACUUCCGUCUCAUAUUAUAGCCUUUGAUGUACUCAUUGAUUCAAUUUCGGAUAUUUUAAGCAUGUACAAACCUGUUAAUUAUAUUUUUCACACCGAUCGAGUCUCUGAUGGAAGAAUUGGGAAGAAUAUUGUUGUUUUCGAGCGAAUCGAUACGGUUAAUACACCGAUUAAUACUGCGACGUCGUAAAAAUGAUUUAAUAAUAAAUAAAAACGUUUGUUUAAAUUUUGUUAUAAAAAGAUUGAGGUUA